Messenger RNA from Epinephelus lanceolatus (giant grouper), 417 nucleotides. NCBI's taxonomy places the organism in Eukaryota, Metazoa, Chordata, Actinopteri, Perciformes, Serranidae. The record is from RefSeq and is a predicted model, not a curated record.
AUCAUGGGAAUGUAUCGUGGUCUGCGCACAGCCAAGAAAAUUCUUAACCACUGCCGUGAGCAGAAAUGGCUCAAACACGGCACGGCCCUGCAGGCUAAUCCCUUCAGAGGAGCCUCCCACACCAAGGGCGUCAUCGUUGACGAAGUUGGUGUUGAGGCUAAGCAGGCCAACUCUGCCAUUAGGAAGUGUUUGAGAGUGCAGCUCAUUAAAGGGAUAAUCACUGCCUUCAUCCCCAACAAUGGUUGCCUCAACUUCAUUGAGGAGAACGAUGAGGUUCUGGUUGCAGGAUUUGGGUGUAAAGGUCACGCAGUUGGUGACAUACCUGGAGUUCAUUUUAAGGUGGUCAGAGUGGCCAAUGUGUCCCUGCUGGUUGAUGCAGAAAACAGAAUAAACAAGAUUUCAAAUACAAAAAAUUGA